Pyrenophora tritici-repentis Pt-1C-BFP is the source of this 258-nucleotide messenger RNA. Its product is annotated as Atrophin-1 multi-domain protein. Lineage: Eukaryota; Fungi; Ascomycota; Dothideomycetes; Pleosporales; Pleosporaceae. The record is from RefSeq and is a predicted model, not a curated record.
AUGCAUUUCUCCACCAUCAUCGCUACCGCCACCUUCAUGCUCACCACAUACGCCGCUGUCGCCACUGAAGUCCCACGCAACGCCGCCCCAGCCCCAGUUGUCACCGAGCCCGACCACGCCGUCAAACCGGCCGCUCUCGCCCACGUCGUCGCCAGGAAAGAGUCGACCGCCUGCUUCUUGUGCACUGCCAGCUGCGGCUUUGGCGAUGGCUCAGACUGCACUACCUGCUGCGCUGUUGGCGGCCCUUGCACCUGCUAG